Messenger RNA from Morchella sextelata, 361 nucleotides. RefSeq lists its product as uncharacterized. The transcript has 4 exons. Lineage: Eukaryota; Fungi; Ascomycota; Pezizomycetes; Pezizales; Morchellaceae. The record is from RefSeq and is a predicted model, not a curated record. The annotation marks the transcript as partial.
AUGGACCACUGUUACCUUCUACUAAUGAGCUUGCUUCUUCGUUACGUCGAGGCCCUGGAAGCCAGAGAAGCUCGGGCUCAAGCGAUACAGACUCGAGACUUGGAUCGUCGUCGCCGAGCGUAUUCCUCAUACCAACAACCAAUUAGCAACUUCUCCCAAACUAUUGACUCCCGAAACUCACAACGCCAUGAAUGGGAACUCGGCCGGCAACUACGGAGACAUAGUGAUAGUUCCUUCAAAAGUACCCACACUUAUACGCGAGAACAAUUCCAAGCCCAUGCAGUGCCGUCACAAGAACUAGAGCACUGCCAUUCCUCCCUGUCCUUAAAGAAGUCCCUGUUCUUACAUACGUCUUCUGAUG